Messenger RNA from Wyeomyia smithii (pitcher-plant mosquito), 6755 nucleotides. RefSeq names its product leucine-rich repeats and immunoglobulin-like domains protein 2 (gene lbk). The record is from RefSeq and is a predicted model, not a curated record. NCBI's taxonomy places the organism in Eukaryota, Metazoa, Arthropoda, Insecta, Diptera, Culicidae. The transcript is spliced from 6 exons. The coding region runs from base 764 to 4198 and encodes 1144 amino acids. Gene Ontology annotation, molecular function: protein binding.
CGCUCAAACAGUUUGUUCUCGGAGUUUUCACUGACAAGAAGUGUUCGCAGUUCGGUGCUACACGAACGAAGAGAAGCGCAGAAAGAGCAAAAGAGCAGAUAUAAAAAUAUUGGGAAAGUGUGAUUUUAGAAUGUGAUUUUAUGUCUAAAAGUGCCGUUUUUUGAGUGAAAUUUUACAAUAAGUGUAUUGCUAGGGUUAAAAAAUUUCCGUUUUUCACCAAAAUAUAAUGGAAAAAGGACCGGAAGUGCCUGUAAAUUGUGAUUCUUCCCCGAUUAUUUUGAAACGGAUUGUGCGGAGAGCAGCAGUAUAAAAUCAGCAGACAAAACACUACCACACUGACAGUGGGGUACUUUACUGCCCGCUGCGAUGACGGCGUGUCCCGUUUGCUGUGUAUUUAGAAGCGAUGUGCGCUGGUGUGCAAACACUAGCAUGACCCACACAGAAUACUUAGAAAAGUUGUACUCCACUUAUAGCUGUAAAUGCGCGACAUUUUAGUGUAUAUCUUGGCCUGCCUGCGCUCGCUGUAAUGAGAUGUGUUUAUAUAAGUACAGAGACAUAAAAAUAAAUCCAAUGAAAAUGAAAAUAAUUCUAAAGUGAGGAGACAUUUUCAACAUGAAUUAUAAUCACGAAAUUCCUACGAUUCGCUUGGUAAAAGUGAGACGACGCUCGUGCGAGGGAAAUAAAACAAGCAAUUAAUUUUCGUGACCUGGGAGGAAAAACUGACAGCCGAAGCCGAUCAUCGGGGGGCAAAUAAGUAUCGGGCAUGCGAGAAGAAAUUAGUGUAAAUAGCAGCGGAGAGAUUAAAAAUAAAAUGCUCAGAUUAAUUGCUGCCGUUGGCAUUUGGAUGCUGAUGAUUCUGAUGACUGUGCGGCCGAUCGAUGGCCAAUUGACGGAUUCGGUUCACGGUACCGGGAGCGAGGCCAGCGGCGACUGCCCCCGUCUGUGUUCUUGCCUCGGAAAUGUCAUAGACUGUUCGGAGAAAAGCUUGAAGGUGCUUUUCCACAUUCCUGCCUGGGUGGAAAAUCUUGAGUUAUCGUCGAAUCGGCUCGGUCACGAUGCGGUGCAAUCCCAGGUGGCCAACCUUAACAAGCUACAGGUUCUCAAUUUGAAUCACAACAACCUUGGGCGAAUACCGUCGUUCAGUGGGCUAGGGAACCUGUUUCGGCUCCUGCUGGCCAACAACGGCAUCGAGGUGAUAGAGGUGGAGGCCCUGCAGGCGGUGCCUACCCUUAAGUUCUUGGAUCUCUCACGAAACAGUAUCAAAGAUGUACAGUAUGGAUCUUUUCCGGCCAAAAACAGUCUUCAAAAUUUGAACCUGAACUUCAACAAGCUGACUUCGCUGACUAAGGGUACCUUCCAGAGAUUGCCGAUGUUAAAGAGAUUGGAAAUCAACAGUAACCUAAUCGGGGAAGUCCAAAGUCUCACCUUUCAGAAUCUUAACCAGUUGAAAAGUCUGAAAAUGAACAACAAUCAAAUAGUCAGUCUCAUGGAUGGUGUGUUUCACGGUUUGACCACGAUCACUACACUAGAGCUGAAUAACAACAGUAUAACCAGCAUCCGUAAAGGCGGUUUGUUUAAUUUGACUAGUUUGACAAAUUUGGCACUCUCGAGAAACGCAAUCGUUGAAAUCGAACAGGACGGUUGGGAGUUUGCCCCACGGUUGCUGACACUGGAUCUGUCCUAUAACCGGCUGGAGUCAAUCGACAAGUACACCUUCGAGGAGUUGUCGCAGCUGAAAACGCUUAACCUGGAGGGUAAUCAGAUUUCCUCGGUUGGCGAGGGAACCUUCAAUAAUACGAAAAAUCUCGAACUGCUGUAUCUUGGGGCGAACAAAAUUUCCUGGACCAUCGAAGAUAUGAAGGGGCCCUUUUUCGGUCUGUCGAAGCUGGAGAAGCUUUAUCUUAAUUCCAAUGAAAUUAAAUCGGUUAGCCGGAACGCUUUUAUCGGUCUGAAAUCACUGAUGCUGCUGGAGCUGAGUCAGAAUAAUAUUUCCUCCAUUCAGAACAAUGCCUUCAAGGAUAUGGUUAAGCUGAGUAAUUUGAUAAUGAACUCCACCAACCUGCUGUGCGACUGUAACCUGGCCUGGUUCUACCAUUGGAUCAAGGAACGCAAGGACGUAUUUCAGCUGGACGCCGAAUGCAGUUAUCCAAUCUGGCUGCGUGGUCAUUUGAUACGAGAUUUGACGGCUUCCAACUUUUCAUGCUAUGAUUCACCGAAACCUCAUCUUAUCGAUGAACCCAAGUCACAACUCGGCAUCCGUGGCACGAACUUGUCGCUUGUCUGCACGGCCACUUCCACGGCUUCAGACAGCAUGACGUUCAAGUGGAAGCAAGACAAUCAAGAGCUCUCGGACAGUUUGUUUACGGUGCAUCAAUUGAACAACGAAAAUGGUACUGUAGGCACCACGGAACUCGUAAUACCGUAUAUACAAACUAGCGGAGCUGGAAAGUAUCAAUGUAUCAUCACCAAUAACUACGGUGUGGUGUACUCGCAAAAAAUUAAGGUUACGGUUGGUACGUAUCCUAGUUUCAAGAAGACACCCAGUGACAUCAGUGUACAGUCGGGCAAGAUGGCUCGACUGGAUUGUGCCGCAAUGGGAGAUCCAAAGCCGCAAAUUUCGUGGGAAAAAGACGGCGGUAACGACUUCCCAGCGGCGAAGGAGAGACGCAUGCACGUAAAACCGGACGAGGAUGCGUUCUUUAUCAUGAAUGCGCAGCUUGUUGAUAUGGGAAAGUACCGAUGUACGGCAGAAAAUGCCGCUGGAGUAAUCCGAGCCAGUGCACAGGUGAUCGUGUUCGAAUCACCAACUUUGAUGAAACCGUUGGAGUCCAAGAGUACGGAGAUUGGCAAGUCUAGCGUUUUGGAAUGUUUAGCAUCUGGAUACCCGAAGCCGUCGAUUCAGUGGUUAAAAGACGGAGAGCCGAUUUUGGUGACGGAGAGACACUUCUUUACGGCGGACGCGCAGAUUUUGAUAAUAGUUGAGACUGAGUAUGGUGAUGCCGGGGAGUAUGAAUGCAGGAUGGAAAAUAAUUUCGGUACCGAAAAAGGAACGAUAAAACUGUCGGUUCUGGAAGGUCCGGAGGUUAAUCCGGAAAUAUAUACUAAUUUACCCAGUGAUCCGGUUGUUGUAGGGCAUGUUUUCAACAACAAGGACAUCAUGAUGGUCGUAAUAAUUACGAUAAUAUGUUGUGCUCUGCUGACGUCCUUGAUUUGGAUGAUAAUUAUGAACCGAGUGAAAAAACGGUCCAACAGUCCGCUGUCCACUUACCAUGAAACAGACGGUGGCGACAUAGAUAUGAACGCAAACAUGGAAAUAAAUCAACCAAAUCUGAUAGUUCGAAGCGGGGUUGGAGUUUCAACCACACCGAAUGGUUAUUUCGAGUAUCUGAUUCCCAUGGUGCAAAACGAAGCCACAACGAAUGUGGAUGAUGAUGAUCAAACUCAGUUAACUAAUCGUUGCUACUAUACUGUAGUGCCGAAAGUGCCCCCUAAGGUUCGACGCCACGAGGCGGAGUCGGAUGAUAUGGACGAUGAUCUUUCUUCCAAAGAUUCUGGUACCGGAGGAGACUGUGGGUCAGCAACAGGCUCAACCAACGCUCACCGCAAUAGUCAUGAUGAUCUCAAAUGUCUCUUCCAAUCUCUAAAUCGGAAAACCGCCGAAUUGGGAAUAACUUAUCCAUACGACGAAAGCGAUCCAGACUCGGAUCCAAGAAUAGAACCGCCACCGCAUAUUCCGCCAGUGAAUGCUACUACAGCAAUACUGGUUAAAACCGACCCUGACAAGAUCGUCUUCAGUGACGAUCUUACGCCACCCAUCAUCUCAAGGAUGGCAACAUCGCAAACAUUUCCAACGUUUGUGCAUCCAUCGACAAAUCCGUCGUCGUCGAUGGUAGCGUCAUCGAUGGAGGCUGCAGUCAGCACGCAGCAGCAACCGCAACCCCAGCAGCCCGCUAGUCAGGUCCAGAUUAACAAGCUGUACCAGCUCCUGAUCGAGAACCCGCGCUUGCUGGAAAAACCAGCCAAGUAUCGAAGUCGAUCGAUGGAGGAGGAUGCUUUACAGCAACUGCGAAGCGCGACGGAAGCGACUAGCAGCGGAAUCGGUUCCGAUAGCAGUAGUACAUUGAACAAGGAACCAGGUUUGUGUAGUAGAGGAACUGACCGGCAAGCGGAAGGAGAUUUGCGGGCAGCCGUGAGGUAAAGGGAACGUUCUGAUGCUGUUUCGCUUGACGCUCGGUUAGUAUUUUAGAAGUUUAUUUUUGUAAUACAAUUUUAACACGAUUUCAUAGUCUCAGUACACUAUUUUGGCGCUAUAUUAGACUAAGGUCGAAACUGACCUUUCAACUUAAAUUAAAAAUAACCUACCUGUCUUUGGUAAAACUGGUUGAUUGAUUGGUAACAGGAAUAUCAUGUUUCCUAUUUCAAAAUUGAAUUGAAUAAUUAUGAAUUCCUUGUUCUAAACUCUAGUAUUAAACUGAUAAACAUUUUCUAAAAAGAGCAACCGAGCGUCUACUCUCAGCUAUGUCUACUUAGUAAACACAGACCGUUACACACACCUAAAAUAACAUAGUCCAGUGGUGAGUAGUGUUUGUUUUGCCAUCGCGGUGACAUGGUUCAACUGAAAAAACCAAAAAUGUAGAAAAACCACCACCUUUUUUAAACAAACAAAACAAAAAGUCCAUGAACAUAGUCCGUUAUAGAGUUAAAUCCGACCGUUUCGAAAAAUGGUGUUAUGUGCAAAUCAUCAAACAGAGCAGUUCCUUCAUAUUAGAUUGUAGUUCGAUAGAUUCAGCUGCAUGUGGCGGUCGUCAGGGGUCGCCGGCUGUACCUACUGCAAACAGCCUAGCAUUACUAGCUAGUUGAGUGCGUUUUCCAGAUGUUAUUGGUUGAAGUUUUCCCCGGUUUUCUCCUAGAUCCCUAAUACUAAACAGUUCGCGUCCAGAUGUAAGCGUGAACUCUGCGAAAUCCAAAUAGUCGACAAGCGAAGCGCGCAAAAUAGUAUUGUUUUCACAUAGUUAGUAGAGUGCGUGAAUCGGUUUGCCGAUUAAACAAUGGAAAUGACAUUUUACUGGAUAAAGAUAUUUUCUCUAAACAAAAGAAAAAACUAUACGAUAAUUAGCGAUAUUAAAUUGUUUGAUAAAAUAAUCACUGAUCGAUAAUCGAUUGCUAAGUGUAUUAAAUUGUGUCUUGACAAAGUUUCGGAAUAAAACAGUAUGUUAUGUUUGUAAGCAGUGGAGUUACGGACAACCCAAGAGCCUUACGAAAAAGGACUGAAACCAUUUUGCAUGUGCCUAAUAUCUGUACGCCGCGAGAUAAAAAAAAUGCUUUCAAAAUAUUGUUUAUCGAAUGCGUUUCGUAAAUCGCUUGAUUUUUCGUAACAUUGCAUAACGUGCCGACCACUUUAUACCAGACGAUUACAAGCAACUCUUUGAUUGAUCAACAAAAACAAACCACCCGCCACUAAAAUUUAUGCUCUUUACUAAAAUAGAUACAUAAGAAGCGAAUUGACACUGUGAUUUUGUUUUCUUGUUUUUAAUUGUAGAUUUAAGCUUGUUUUAUAUUAGUUUUUGCUUCCCCACUUCUAUUCGGCUAAGAUGUAUCGUUAUUUCUGGCGGACAGAGCGAAAUGUACGAAACAGCCAACUUAAUCACUAUCAUAAAAUACAAACGUGCGGGGCAUAGCCGUGAUGACGAAUGUUACUCUUCCUAAAAAAAAAACUUCUGUUCACACAAAAUUCAUUCAGAAUAGCCAGACGAUGAGUAACACAGCGACAAUUAACGGUCGCUGGUGCGAUUAACUUUGGCAGGUUUUCUGCUAGAAAGCGCGUCCCUCCCCGGAGUGUCUCUAUCGCGAAGGAAAUGUCUCACACAGCAGCUUCUGUGCAAUCCUAAUGAAAACCCCAUAAACUCGCAUUACCCGAGAGGCUUUGCUCAAACCAAAGGUACGAAGUGUCCGCUGUAGACACAUUUCCUAGAGCAUAAAGUCAUCGUUUUAUUGCGUAGUAGCUGCAAUUAGGUUAAGAUGAUUUUGAUGGUUCCUUAUUGAGAUAGGCGUAGUAUUUGUCCGCUUAAAAUUACAUUGAGAGAAAAAGGAAAAACAAAAACAAGUGCCGUAAUUAGUUUAAAAUUGGAUGACUGAACUGACGAAAAAGUUGCCUUUUUUCUUAUAGCCAUAAACUCUCUAUUGAAACUCAGCAUCACAUAGAAAACUGAUCAGUAUUCACAGACUACUUAAAAAAAUCACACAGGAUUUCACCAGGAAACCGGAAAAUAGCAGAGAAUCAAUUCUCAUUUCAUAUAUCGUAGUAUGACAAUGUACAAACAAAAACAGUUUUAUGUAAUCCAAAGUUUUACUUUAGUUCAUCGCAAUUUAUUUAUACAGUAGUAACUUAUUUUGUCAGACUAACGAACAAUAAGCGGUCAUGUUGGAGAUUCGACCUGAGGAAUCAAUGCGGAUUUUCUCACAUUUUCGCUACUUAUUACACCUGCUACCAUGGACAAUGGUUCACUAUAGGAAGUACAUAACUCUAUUUAUUAUACAUUUUACAAAUUAAACCACAACUAUAAUUGCUAUGUAAUACUUGGAGCGUCUAAACUAGAUAAAAAAAGAGAGAGAUUGAUAAUAUUGUAAAUAUUUUACUAAAUAUUUGUACAAAUGGAUUUUUAUUCUACGUCAUGCAGCAGCAGUUUGUUGUGUUGGUGAACGAACAGAAGUUGUCUUGCGAAUUGAAACAAUAAAAGUUGCUAAACAAUAAUAAA